UUUUCAGGCUCUCAGAGAGUGUAUAGUGUAGAAUUCUGGCUGCUAGUUCAAGAACGGCAUUCCUCAUGACCUGAGGAAGUAUGCGCUUCGGUUCGGGCAGCUACGACGUGCGUCGCAGCGAAGGACUGAACCCGUCGCUGCUGACGACGGCUCGGCACGAGAUCACCUGCACGGUCGCCUUUCUCGAUGGGACCGAACGCCAGUUCCAAGUCGAUCGACAGGCAGCCGGCUAUGUGCUGUUGGACAAGGUCUACGCACACUUGGAACUAGUAGAGAGGGAUUUUUUCGGCCUGCAGUUUCUCUACGUAUUAGGAACCAAGGAAACUCAAAAGCGAUGGCUCGAUCCGAACAAGUCCAUCCGAAAGCAAAUGCUUUGUCCACCUUUUCAUCUUUUGUUCCGAGUCAAGUUCUAUGUCAGCGAUCCCAGCAAACUCGCUGAGGAAUACACUAGGUAUCACUUCUACCUCCAACUUCGAUUAGAUAUCCUUGAAGGUCGCCUUCCUAGUGCUGAAGGAUCUUUGGCAUUGCUGGCCAGCUAUGCUGUGCAGUCCGAACUAGGCGACUAUAACCCCGAAGAGCAUCCGGAAGGUUACCUCGACAACUACCGAUUCGCUCCCGGACAAACGGCUGACUUUGCUAAAAAGGUUGCUGAGCUCCAUGCUAUGCAUAGAGGGCAAAGUCCAGCAGAGGCCGAGUUCAACUUCCUUGAUCAUGCAAAGCGAUUAGAUAUGUAUGGUGUGGAACUUUUCCCGGCGAAGGAUGGAAAAGGUCUACCGAUUGGCAUCGGAGUGAACUCCUAUGGAAUGGUGAUUUUUCACGAAGGAUUGAAAAUCAACGAGUUUGCUUGGGCCACAAUAAUGAAGAUCAGCUUCAAGAAGAAACAUUUCUACGUCCAAAUCAAGCUCGGCGAUCAAAAUACCCCGGACACGGUGCUUUCGUUCCACGUCAACUCGUCACCAGCGUGCAAAUUGCUUUGGAAGGCCUGUAUCGAACAUCAUACUUUCUUCCGGCUUAUCGCCCCACCUUUGGCCCCACCUCGAGGUCUGCUAUCGAUCGGCAGCAAAUAUCGAUACUGUGGCCGAACGGAAUUCCAAACAAUGGAGGACGUGAAACAUCGUGCACGGGUCGAACGCACUUUUCAAAGAUCUCACAGUAAAACGUCGUUUCUGCGCUCGACGUUCAGCGGUGUGCCAUCGUGUGAUUCGUCCAGGACGUUCACGCCGACCACUGCGUCUCCGGAUGUCUCGUCGAGAGUGAUGAGUGUGCAAUCACGGACAGCACGUCGAAUUAUGCCUGGAGAGGAUUCGAUCCUGCUCAGUACUCCACCGUUGAAUGGAUAUUCUAGUGACGGUACCCUCUCGAGAUCUAGGAAACCUUUGGCCGAGGACAGUGAAUCUUCGGCGCCAUCUCUACGCCGACGACCUCGAGAGACAACGUUUGGCGUAUCCGAGGACGACACAUCGGAGGAACGUAACUGGACACCUGCCAUGCAGGCAUGCACAUCAACAGCGGCCGUUCACCAUCGCCCGCCAAGCGGCGGUACUGGGGUUACGAAUGGACGUAGCAAGACGAACGGAUUCCUCACCAACGGAUGCGGUCAAGCAUCGAGCGCGUACGGUACGUACUCAACACCCACUUCUGCGUUGAGUAAUGGAUACACGAAUGGCACACUUUCCUCGAAACCGCCAUUGAACACCGCGAGAGCAUCGCCGAGACUCAGCCAGGGAUGUGGAGCCAGCCCACGAUCCUCUGUUGCAAGCUAUUCGUCACAUACCUCAGGUAUAGGUGCUAGUCCUCCUAUGGCACGACGGUCACCGCAAAGUAACAAGUCAAACUCGCCGGUCACUGAGGAUUCGCUUGUUACGGUGAGGAUGAGACCAGACAGUUUGGGACGAUUUGGAUUCAAUGUCAAGGGUGGUGCUGACCAAAAUUACCCAGUCAUUGUGUCGCGAGUCGCUCCUGGUAGCUCAGCUGAUAAAGCGCAUCCUCGUCUGAACGAGGGAGACCAGGUCCUGUUCAUUAACGGCCGGGAUGUUGCUCCAAUGUCUCACGAUAUGGUGGUGGACUUUAUUCGAAGUGCGCGAGUCGCGCCAAAUGGUGGCGAACUGGUGUUGACAGUGAAGCCAAAUGUUUACCGUCUUGGCGAAGAAGUCGAUGAACCUGAAGGAGCUACCGUACCCGAAUCGCUGAAGGUAGCGGAAAGCGUACCUCGAAGUGAUAAACUCUCACAUUCGUUACGACUUCUAAGUGAUGCCCUCACGACAGGACGGAUAGUGGCUCAUUUUGAGCAGCUGUAUCGAAAAAAGCCAGGAAUGACCAUGAAUGACUGUAGACUACCUCAAAAUCUCAACAAAAAUAGGUACCGAGAUGUUUGUCCAUAUGAUGCCACAAGGGUACAUCUUGUAUCAUCACCAAAUGGUGACUACAUUAAUGCUAAUUAUGUUAAUAUGGAAAUUCCUUCAUCGGGUAUAGUGAAUCGCUACAUAGCAUGUCAAGGACCUCUAGCUCACACCUCAGCUGACCAUUGGUUGAUGGUUUGGGAACAGUUGUGUACACAUAUCGUCAUGCUUACAACAACGAUUGAACGUGGACGAGCAAAAUGUCAUCAGUAUUGGCCAAGAUUACAUGAAAGCCAUGAGUAUGGCCGAUUACUGGUGACAUGCAUUCGAGAUCGUGAAACGCCCAACUGUUCCUACAGAGAAUUCGCUGUGAAAGAUCGGACGUCGAAAGAAGAACGGCGGGUGACGCAAAUGCAAUAUACGGCAUGGCCAGAUCAUGGAGUUCCAGAUGAUCCACAGCAUUUUAUCGCUUUUGUUGACGAGGUUCGUCGUGCAAGAGCUGGCAGUGUGGAUCCGAUCGUAGUGCACUGUUCGGCUGGAAUCGGCCGUACCGGAGUGCUAAUCCUUAUGGAAACAGCUGCUUGUCUUGUCGAAGCCAAUGAACCAGUCUAUCCGCUAGACAUCGUACGGGUAAUGCGAGAUCAGCGAGCAAUGGCCAUUCAGACUGUGGGUCAGUACACAUUCGUAUGCGAGUCGAUUCUACGCGCUUACAAUGAUGGAAUUAUUAAACCAUUAGCUGAGUACCAAAAACGGUAACUACAGUUAAUUCCCAGAAAACUUUCCCAUCUAAACCCUAUAUUGGAAAAUUUCUGUACACGAGUCAGGGUCUUCACAUGAUUUAUUCCCAUUAGAAAUCAGAUUUAUCAAAGCCAAAGCAAAACGAAUAGAUAUUGAUGCUAAAACCGAUGCGUAUAUCGAAGCUCUCCUAGUCAUCUCUUUCACCGAUUUUCCCAUCUUUCAUGCAUUUUCUCAAAUAUUUUUAUUGUGCAGAAUUGUUUGUUGCUAUCGUAUACUAAAUUGAAAACGGUUAUUUUCACAUCUGUUGAAGCUGUUCUUUAUCAUUUCCGUGAUUUCUUUCCUUUUCUUUCCGCUCUUUUCUCACAUUGUUGGUGCUUCAGAAUUGUGAAAGCGCCAGCUUCUCUGCGAAAAUUUUUCAUAGAUUUGAGCCAAGUCCAUCUAGGGCUGGCUCGCGCUCAAGCAUUUGUUAAAUACCCUUGAUCGCAUCGCCUCAGCUCUCUCAUUUUGCAAAACCGCAAUCGAUUCACGGCAAAAGCGCCAGUCUGACUGCGAUUACUCUUUCUUUGCUGUGCAUAUUGAAGUGAUAUCAGAAUGCC
Molecule: messenger RNA, 3673 nt
Organism: Cylicocyclus nassatus
Lineage: Eukaryota; Metazoa; Nematoda; Chromadorea; Rhabditida; Strongylidae
Source: the annotation of a GenBank genome assembly